CCUCUCCAUCUCAUCACUUCAUCUGGUCUACAGACUGGACGCACCAUCUCACGCUCCGGGAAUGGGAUCUUUACUGGGUUCAAAGAAAAACUUCGAGUUCUUUCGAGUUUACGCUCUCCAGAAGCUACUUUUCAAACUCCAGGGAUAGUUGUUACUGCAAGUGCAGGGUGACAGCAGCAAAGAGUCACUGGCCAAUGACUUCCAAGACGCACCAGAAGUUGUGAGGGGUUCCAGACGCUAGAAAUCAGUUUAACACAAUGAAGUGGGCUCUCUAAAUUUGAUGACUAGGCGAUUGUAAUAAUUUCAGGUCACAGUAACUUUAACCGAGGCGUGCGUAAAAUAUCUGUGCGUAAAGUUGGAGCAGUUGGCGGAUCAAAUUCAGUUCUAGUGGGACCGCUAAUGCGAGAAAAGAUAUCAUAUUUGUUUGAUAUAAAUCGGUGAAAAGUGUUACUACAUUGACAGCCAUGGCAAAAUGGUUCAGAGAUUUUCCCAUCAACCUAAAGAACGGAAAUGAAAGGGUCCGUUCGGCAUCUGAAUCUGGUCCACAAACUCGACCCAAACCCUCGUUUUCUCGUGACAGUCUGAAAGGAAAUCAGCGUAAAGAUGGGGGAGUGGGGGCUUUACUGGCAGGGAGAAAUAGGAAAAAUUCGGCAACAGAACUGGGUCGUAACAACGCUGGUUCUGGUGGGACUGUCUGGGAUAGUCUCACAACUGGAAAAGGUCGCAAGAUCUCCAAGGUCGAGACUGGAACAUCAGAUGAGAACCGCCAGGUCAGGACCUCUAGUUUGGCGCAGGCGUACAUCAGCAGGAUGAUCAAAGUGGACAAACAAGACAAGGCCCCCAAACUCAACGGGAUAAGUGAACAGAAGCAGCCCGAGAACGAAAAGGGAAGGUCUGACAUUAAAACAACGCUGAUUAUCCUGGAGGACUACGCAGAUCCUUUUGAUGCAGAGAAAACCAAGGAGCAGAGAGAGGCUGAGAGAGCAGGAGUGAAUGAUGGGUACAUGGAGCCCUAUGAUGCCCAGGUCAUUAUCACAGAGGUUCGUAGACGGGGCUCCAAAGACCUGCUGAAAGUGUGUGUUCUGCUGGACCGAGGCCAGAGAGAGGGGAAGGGAGAAGAGGGAAAGCCCAAGCCCCCAAAUAUCUACGACACACCAUAUGAGGGCGGGCUGGAAGGCGACAGUGGGGGGGUGUGGAUCCCUGUCACACGGCCAGAGUCUGACGUCCGUCCUGCUGGAGAGUACGAACUGCCCUGGGAGUGGAGAAAGGAGGACAUUGUUAGAGCGCUGUCAGCUCAGUUCGAGGCAGUGGAUUGUUCUCCCACUAAAGAGAGCGGUUCAACCUCUGUCCGCCAGCAGCAGCAGCAGCAGCAGCAGCAACACACCCUGCGGCAGAAGAACUGGAACAAUAAAACACUUGUACCAUCUUCUCCAUCCUCCCCCUCUUCUCCUUCCUUUCCCUCCUCUCCUAUUCUCAAACUCUCCCCUCUCACACCCCCAUCUCCCUCUUUCCCCACCCUCAAACUCUCAUCCCUCUCACCCUCUUCUAGUCCUAACAAGCUUUCCCCUCCGUCUCCUACCUCCCUCAGUGCCCCACUGGAUGGGGAGGCAGCCAAAGCGGACCCCAGCCUGCCCCUGGAGAAGCAGAGCUGGUACCAUGGCAGUGUGAGUCGGCAGCAGGCUGAGGCUCAGCUGCAGCGCUGCAGGGAAGCCAGCUUCCUGGUGAGAGACAGUGAAUCAGGAACCAGCAAGUACUCCAUCGCUUUGAAGACCAGUCAGAGUUGUGUGCACAUCAUUGUGGCCCAGACUAAGAGCGUUAAGGGCUUGGGCUUCACCCUGGAUCAGAGCAGCUGCGUCUUCUCCAGUAUCCCUGAGCUGGUCCACCACUACUGCACACACAGGCUGCCUUUCACUGGAGCAGAGCACAUGACUCUGCAGCAUCCUGUGCCCAGGCAACACUGAACAUGCGUAAAGGACAAGCAAACACACUGGGACAUAAAUACAUAAAUGAGACUUGUAAUACGCAUGUAUGCACAAAUGCACACACAUUAACUUGUUAAUACAUCCACACAUACUCAAAGAUAUGCUGCUUUGGAUUGUCCUGUGCACUUCAUUAAUGUAUCCCUUAUAUCCCUUCCAGGCACUGACUAGUGGUCAAAGUCAUACAUUACAAUAAACUUUGAUCACACUGGUAUAGUGGUAAUUCUUCCCAAACUAAAAUCUACACACACACACACACACACACACAAAAUCUCCUCAUGGGAUGCCCUUAAACAGAGGUGCUAGCAUCAUCAAUUAGCACCACGCCAUCCAAUUACGCUUUAUCUGUGAGAUGAAUACACCUGAUUAGAGUGUAUUCAUUCAUCCAUCUGACAUGUCAGUCAGCCUAUCGAUCUAACCUGAAAAUCAUUUGCCAUCACUCUCUCUGUCAAGAGAAAGAGCUUUAUUGAUUAGAUAAUUAGAACUAGUGUAGUGGGAAGGGUCUUUUAACAUUACAGUACCUAGUCAGCAAAAUUGUUUGAGUGUAACAGUGCAAAAUAAAUAUGUGAAUAUCAUCGUCCAUUCUUGUGCCUUCACUGUAAUGUAACACAAGGUUGUUGUGAUUAAAAGACUAUCUUACUUUUGUGAA
Messenger RNA from Micropterus salmoides (largemouth bass), 2628 nucleotides. RefSeq names its product Src homology 2 domain containing E (gene she). The record is from RefSeq and is a predicted model, not a curated record. Bases 465 to 1961 code for a protein of 498 amino acids. Gene Ontology annotation, molecular function: phosphotyrosine residue binding. Lineage: Eukaryota; Metazoa; Chordata; Actinopteri; Centrarchiformes; Centrarchidae. The transcript has 6 exons.